AAUUGGAGGGGAAGAUAUAAGAGGGACAUUUAGUCCCUACACAUGUUUUGUUGCUGAUGUUGCUUCUUCUUAGACAGCCACACAAGAACAUUUCCAGCCAAAGUUUACAUUUUUACUGCACAAAAAGAAUGAAUAGAGCAAAGUUUUGACCUUUGGAAUAUCCAAGAAUCUUUUUUCAUAAUUUGGUUUUCCAAGGCUGGAGCUUUCUUAGGUUAUAUUGUGUCUGGAAGGAUUCUUAGUGAUUACCAUAAAUUUGGAUCAAGUACAGUACUAAUCUUAGGAAUUUGAAGACAGAUUGAGUGCAAAUGGAUGAAAGCGUUAUUCCUUCGAAUCCUUUGUUGACAAACCAAUCUGAUUAUCUCAUGGAUUUGGAUUAUAUGGAUGGAUUAUUGUUAGAGGGAUGUUGGUUGGAAACUACUGAUGGUAAUGAAUUCAUGCAAAAUAGUCCAGCCACUUUCAAUGCUCCAUUUGAUUCUUCAUUUAUGUGGCCUAAUACUAUAGAUACCAACAGUGUAGAUUUUAGUGAGAUCCCAUCAAAAGAUAAUCAACAAGAAAAGCAAAUUCAGCUUUUUGGUGAGAAUGUAAACAAUGCCAUGUGUACUUCAGGUCAAUCGGAAAAUCAUUUAGUUGAAGCUCCAGAGUUGAAUAGAAGGUGGUGGAUUGGACCAAAAGCUUCAUCUUCUGUAAUGGAUAGAUUGAUUUGGGCACUUGGACACAUAAGAGAUUGCUCUAGGGAUAAGGAUAUACUUCUUCAACUAUGGGUGCCGAUAAAUAGGGAUGGAAGGCGUGUGCUCAGCACAACUGAUCAACCUUUCUUACUUGACCUUAAUUGCCCGAGGCUUGCCAACUACCGUCAAGUCUCUGUAAACUAUCAGUUUCCUGCAAAUGAAGAUUCUAAGGAGAUUGUUGGAUUGCCAGGCCGAGUGUUUGCAGAUAAAGUUCCUGAGUGGUCGCCUGAUGUUAGAUUCUUCCGGAGCGAAGAGUAUCCGCGUGUUGAACAUGCUCAGCAGUAUGAUGUACGGGGCACCCUUGCUGUUCCUGUAUUUGAGCAAGGUAGUCGUAACUGCUUGGGUGUUAUUGAAGUUGUCAUGACCACACAGAAGAUCAAGUAUCGCCCGGAGCUUGAAAGUGUGUGCGAAGCUCUUGAGGCUGUUAAUCUCCGGACUUCCGAAGUUUCAACCACUCAGAAUGCCAAGGAAUGUGAUUUGAGCUACCAACCGGCAUUAUCUGAGAUUCUAGAGGUUCUGAAAUCUGCAUGCGAGACACAUGGAUUGCCAUUAGCUCAGACAUGGGUUCCGUGCGUUCAACAAGGCAAAGGAGGUUGCCGCCAUUCUGAGGAAAACCUUAUUCAUUGUGUUUCCACAGAGGAUUCUGCUUGCUAUGUAGCUGACCCCCAUGUUCGGAGUUUUCAUGAAGCUUGCUCUGAGCACCAUUUGCUCAAAGGGCAGGGUGUUGUUGGGAGAGCAUUCAUGACUAAUCAACCAUGCUUUUCAGCUGAUCUGACCUCUUAUAGCAAGACGGAGUAUCCACUUUCUCAUCAUGCACAAAUGUUUGGACUGCAAGCUGCAGUAGCUAUACGUCUGCGGAGUAUCUCAACUGGUUCAUGUGACUUUGUUUUGGAGUUCUUUCUACCCUCAGACUGCAGAAAUCCUGAAGAACAUAGAAGAAUGCUUACUUCAUUGUCCAUUAUCAUACAAAAUGUUUGCCGGACUUUGAGGGUUGUGACAGACAAAGAGUUGCAGGAAGAAGCUGUUUCUAUAGGCGAAGCGGCAAACCCCUCAUUUAUUAGAUCCAAUAAAGAACACACUGAAACUUCUCAAGAAAGGACAUCGUGGACCUCUUGUGACGCAGAGUUCCAGGAGAGUUCUACUGUUGUUUCUGCAUUCCAGGAUGAAAAACCAGAUGAAACGCUAAGGAAAGAACCUGUGGAGUUUAGGCACCAUAAUGAUUCUGGUUAUGGGAUGAAUUUUGCCUUAAAUGAAAACCGUUCUGCUUCUGGGAAGGGUGUCUCUCGUAAUGGUAAAAAGGGAGACAGGAGACGCACAAAGGCUGAGAAGACUAUUACCUUGGAAAUUCUUCAGCAAUAUUUUGCCGGUAGCUUAAAAGAUGCUGCGAAGAGCAUUGGGGUUUGUCCUACCACUCUGAAGAGGAUAUGCAGGCAGCAUGGAAUUAAACGCUGGCCUUCUCGAAAGAUCAAGAAGGUUGGUCACUCCUUACAAAAGAUCCAACGUGUUAUUGAUUCAGUUCAGGGUGCCUCUGGCUCUUUACAAAUUGAAUCCUUCUAUUCAAACUUCCCAGUGUUAGCAUCUCCAAAUGUAUCAAGAUUGAGCCCUUUUGCAGACUCAAUGUCAAAUGAACAUCAAAAGGCCUUGAACGCGCAACAAGAAGGAUGUGUUAUGAGCCCCCAUGCUGCUGCAUCUAGGUCACCCUCAUCUUCUUGCAGUCGAAGUUCCAGUUCAAGUCAAUGUUGUUCAUCUGGGACAAAGCCACAAUCUUCCCCUUUGAGUAUUGCUGGUAAUGACGAUCCAAUUGUCCAGGAAGAGUCUGUUGAUAACACAGUGAAAAGGGUUAAAAGUGAACCGGAGCUUCAUUUAUCAAGUGAAGCACUGAAGAUUUUACCAAGAUCGCAAAGCCAUGCAUGUGUUGCUGAGAAUCCUAAAUCAGAAAGCCUUCUAGUGAAGAAGGGUCCUUUGAGAUCUCAAGAAGAAGCUCCACGAGUAAAAGUAACACAUGGAGAAGAAAAGAUUAGGUUCCGGAUGCAAAACAGUUGGAGAUACAGUGAACUGUUGAGAGAAAUUACUAGGCGCUUUGGCAUAGAUGAUCCCAGUGGACUUCAACUCAAGUACAUGGAUGAUGACUCUGAGUGGGUUUUAUUAACAUGCGAUGCAGAUCUAGAAGAAUGUAUUGAUGUUUGCAUGUCUUCCCAAAACCAAAUGAUCAAGCUCAUUUUAGUUCGUGAUUCGCAGCAUCAUAUUGGAAGCUCUUUCGGUAGCAGCAGCCCCAUAUUAGUGCAGUAGAGAAGUGGUGUAGCUCUAGUUGCAAUUAGUUGCCAAAAUGGACAUAGUUUCCUCUUUUAGGAUUAGAUCUGAAAUGUUGAUUGCUACACAUAGUAGAUUCACUCUAUUUGAGUUUCAUGUAAGUCAAUCCUUUUGACUAUUACAAAUGUAUUAAGCCAUAAGGCAGUAAUUGUUUCAUUAUGCAUGGGAAGAAGGGCAUUCAGUUUAUUACAAAGGUUAUAUGUAAGAUCCUCCUCAAGUUGAACUCUAAUGAAGAGAUGAAAGGGUUUGAUUAA
This is a messenger RNA of Nicotiana tabacum (common tobacco), 3292 nucleotides long. RefSeq names its product protein NLP4-like. Lineage: Eukaryota; Viridiplantae; Streptophyta; Magnoliopsida; Solanales; Solanaceae. Gene Ontology annotation, molecular function: protein binding; DNA-binding transcription factor activity. The record is from RefSeq and is a predicted model, not a curated record.